This is a messenger RNA of Arabis nemorensis, 1881 nucleotides long. The record is from the annotation of a GenBank genome assembly. Lineage: Eukaryota; Viridiplantae; Streptophyta; Magnoliopsida; Brassicales; Brassicaceae.
AUGGCUCAAGAUUCUGCGACCACUACUACUCCUUCUCCGCCGCCACUUUCAACCGCCGACGAUUCGAUGCCGAAUCAUUCCGACAUCAAACCUCACCUUCCUCUGUCGCAACAAGACCAAGCCACGAAACUGGUUUUGAAGGAAGAAGAAGAGCCAAAGAUGGUAACUUUGGAGCCAGAGUCACAGGAGCUAAUUCAUCCAUCGUCGGAGUCACCGGAGCCAAAUCCGAAGCUAGGGUCUCAGCCUGAGGGUCCCAACCACGCGGUGGAGGAUUCUUCAGAGAAGCCACUUAGAGUGACACCGGAGACAGUAACUUCGGAGCCAGAGGAGCUUAAUCACGCGGCGGAGGAUUCUUCAGAGAAGCCACAUAGAGUGACACCGGAGACAGUGACUUCGGAGCCAGAGGAGCUUAAUCACGCGGCGGAGGGUGACUCAGAGCAGCCACGUAGACAUACGCCGGAGACAGAGCAGCCAGAAACAGAACUAACACAGAAACUGAUGUUGGAGCAACGGAAAAAGUAUACAGAGGUAGAAGAUUGGACAGAGCCAGAACCACCGGACGCGGCGGUGUUAGAAGCUGCAGCGUUGGAGUCUCAAGCCCCUGAAGUGGCUGCACCACCAGCUCCUACUGCUUCCAUGGAAUCUAGAUCGCUAGCGGAAAUGAUGAACAGAGAAGAAGCUGAAGAGAAACCAAAGAUUCAGAUUCCACGUAGUCUCGGUUCUUUCAAAGAAGAAACCAACAAAAUCUCCGACCUUUCAGAACACGAGUUAAACGCUCUUUACGAGCUCCGACACAUCGUUCAUGAAUCAACAACAACCGGCGAUUCCGGCAAAACCUCCAUUUGGGGUGUGCCACUUCUCAAAGACGACCGAAGCGACGUCGUUUUACUGAAAUUCUUGAGAGCAAGAGAUUUCAAACCGCAAGAAGCUUACUCAAUGCUCAACAAAACACUCCAAUGGAGAAUCGACUUCAACAUCGAGGAGCUUCUCGACGAAAACCUCGAAGUCUACGAUCUAGACAGGGUUGUGUUCAUGCAAGGACACGACAGAGAAAACCAUCCUGUCUGUUACAACGUGUACGGUGAGUUUCAGAACAAGGAUCUUUAUCAGAAAACGUUCUCGAGCGAAGAGAAGAGAGAACGGUUCUUGAGAUGGAGGAUUCAGUUUCUUGAGAAGAGUAUAAGGAAUCUUGAUUUUGUUGUAGCUGGUGGUCUUGUUUCAACGAUCUGUCAAGUAAACGAUCUUAAGAAUUCUCCAGGACCUGGUAAGACUGAGCUCAGGCUAGCUACUAAGCAAGCUCUUCACCUUCUUCAAGACAAUUACCCUGAGUUUGUCUCUAAACAGAUAUUCAUCAAUGUUCCAUGGUGGUACCUUGCCUUCUAUAGGAUUAUUAGCCCUUUCAUGACACAAAGAUCAAAGAGUAAACUUGUUUUCGCAGGUCCUUCAAGAUCUGCAGAAACUCUUUUCAAGUACAUAUCACCAGAACAUGUCCCGGUUCAGUACGGUGGACUAAGUGUGGAUAACUGCGACUGCAGCUCGGAUUUUACGCACGAUGAUAUCGCCACUGAGAUUACCAUUAAACCGACAACCAAACAAACCGUCGAGAUAAUUAUUUACGAGAAAUGUACGAUCGUGUGGGAGAUAAGGGUAGUAGGAUGGGAGGUUCUGUAUGGAGCAGAGUUUGUGCCGGAGAACAAAGAAGGAUACACAGUGAUCAUCCAGAAACCGAGGAAGAUGGCUGCGAAAGAUGAACCGGUGGUGUCUCAAAGCUUCAAAGUUGGAGAAGUUGGCAAGAUUUUGCUAACCGUGGAUAACCCGAAUUCGACAAAGAAAAUGCUUAUUUACAGGUUCAAGGUUAAGAAGCCUUUGCCGUGUGAGUAA